Aspergillus heteromorphus CBS 117.55 is the source of this 722-nucleotide messenger RNA. RefSeq lists its product as uncharacterized. The record is from RefSeq and is a predicted model, not a curated record. Gene Ontology annotation, biological process: endosome organization. Bases 216 to 722 code for a protein of 168 amino acids. Lineage: Eukaryota; Fungi; Ascomycota; Eurotiomycetes; Eurotiales; Aspergillaceae. The transcript has 2 exons. Gene Ontology annotation, cellular component: BLOC-1 complex.
CCUCCAUCCCUCGGCGUGUGUCUCUUCUGUCCUGUUCUUUCAUCCUGUCUCGCUGGCUCUGGUUCCCCCCCUUCACCGACGCUCGCGCACAAUAUUUUCCCUGGGUCGCAUCGGUUCUCAUCAUGAACUUCGGUCCGUUCUGUCUCUACACCACGAGAUCGGCCGGCGCUUCCUAGACUCUUGCCGCGGUAGGAGCAUGUCUCUGCCGGGACCAAAUGUCCGUAACAGCCUCGAUUCCCGACACUUCGCUUGGCCUCACCUCCUCCGAGAUCCAGAUCCUCCGCCAGCAGCAGCAGAUCGCCCUGCAGGGCAGCCAUGGUGCCAAUGGGGUUGCCCGGGGCAGAGGGACCGGACGAAACAGCAACUCCAGCUCGCGCGCCGCCAGUGCCGCCAGCAGUCACGGCCGUUUGAUUCUGGAUCCGAUGAGCCUACGAGCGCUUUCACUACAGCUGGACGGCUUGCAGCAACAGAUUCGGAGUCGCAUCGAUUAUCUGGAGGAGCAAAUGCAGCUCUCCAUCCAAAACAGCUACGACCGCGCGGGCAACAUCAUUCGCAACGCCGAUGCGGAGAUCGCCCGCACCCGCUCCAUCCUCACCUCAAUUGAUGAGUUGGAUAAUGAGCUUGCGAAGAUCGGUCACAUAAGAGAGAUCGUGAAAGCCUAUCGCGGCCGUAUAGAAAAUAUCGAUCAACGCCUGGAUCAAGCCGCCCGCCGGAGACACUGA